Elephantulus edwardii (Cape elephant shrew) is the source of this 626-nucleotide messenger RNA. It is a transcript of the gene BLVRB, whose product is annotated as biliverdin reductase B (flavin reductase (NADPH)). The transcript has 5 exons. Lineage: Eukaryota; Metazoa; Chordata; Mammalia; Macroscelidea; Macroscelididae. Bases 6 to 626 code for a protein of 206 amino acids. The record is from RefSeq and is a predicted model, not a curated record.
ACAGCAUGGCUGUCAAAAAAAUCGCAAUCUUCGGCGCCACCGGCAGGACUGGGCUUACCACCUUGGCUCAGGCGGUGCAAGGAGGUUAUGAAGUGACAGUGCUGGUGCGAGACCCCUCCAGGCUGCCCUCCGAGGGACCCAAGCCGGACCACGUGGUCGUGGGCGACGUCCGGAAGGCGGAGGAUGUGGACAAGACCGUGGUGGGGCAGGACGCCGUCAUCGUGCUGCUGGGCACCGGCAACGACCUCAGUCCCACCACAGUGAUGUCCGAGGGCGCCCAGAACAUUGUGGCGGCCAUGAAGGCUCACGGCGUGGACAAGGUCGUGGCCUGCACCUCGGCCUUCCUGCUGUGGGACCCCACAAAGGUGCCCCCGAGACUGCAGGACGUGACCAAUGACCACAUUCGGAUGCACAAGAUACUACAGGAGUCAGGCUUGAAGUAUGUUGCUGUGAUGCCACCCCACAUAGGGGACCAGCCACUGACUGGGGCUUACACAGUCACUCUGGAUGGAAGAGGGCCCUCUAGGGUCAUCUCCAAACAUGACCUGGGUCACUUCAUGCUGCACUGUCUCACCACUGACCAGUACAAUGGGCACAACACCUACCCUUCCCACCAGUAUGACUAG